AUGACCAUAAUUAUGAUCCUGAUUGCCGAUUCGCUCGUCUUCGCUCCGCACUCUCAACACUCUCAACACGACGAAGACUAUCCGUCUCAGCUACUAGCCACUGAGUACGAUUAUAUCAUCAUUGGAGGUGGUACGUCUGGUCUAACCGUGGGAGACCGCCUCACCGAGGGCGGCAAGCACUCCUUGUUAGUGCUCGAGUACGGUUACUUUGACACGCAAGUGAACAUGGCUCCACGACGAAUGUUCAAUAUCACCUCAGAAAUGCAGCCAAAUUUAAGGAAUCGCACAUUCCAAGUUGGCAUCGGAUGUGUAGUAGGCGGAAGCUCCAUCGUAAAUGGACAAGUAUUUCUUCGUGGCUCGAAGCCAGAGUAUGAUGCUUGGAAAGAGCUAGGUGGGCCGAAUUCGACAUGGGACUGGAAUGGACUACUUCCCUACUUUCGGAAGGGAAUUACUUUAAGCCCUCCAGAUCCUGAGAUUUCGGCAGAAUUCAACAUGAGCUACAACUCAAAGUAUUAUGGUAAGGAUGCUAGGGUUUACGCAACUUUCAGUGGAGGUCGUCCUGAGCCAUUCAUGAAGAAUCUCUACAACGCAAUGGCUAAAAUGCCCGGCAUGACUAUCCCUGAGGACAGCGGUUCCGGGGAAGCAGGACUAUACUGGUAUCCCAUCUCACAAGACGGCACAGAGUUCAAACGCUCUUCCUCUCGUACAGGCCACUGGGAUGGUCUCAACAGAGCCAACUAUGAAAUGCUAACCGGCGCGAAAGUCAACAAGAUCAACUUCAAUAGUGAUAAGAAAGCUAUUAGUGUCCAGUUCAUUUCCCGGAACGACUCGACUGUGCCACCUGUCACUACCAAGGCCCGGAAACAGGUGAUAUUGGCUGCAGGAUCUAUCCACACGCCUCAGAUCUUACUGCAGAGUGGUAUUGGGCCAGCGAAGUUGCUGAAAGAGUAUAACAUUUCUGUAGUUGAAGAUUUACCAGGCGUAGGUUCGAACUUUCAGGAUCAUAGCUAUAUCCCACAGAUCGCUUAUAAAUGGGGCAUAACGCCAAAUGGUUCUCUGCCAAAGCGCCAGGAUCGCAAUCCCUGGGGCAAGUCAGUUCCGCCUACUCUCGCUGCCAUGAUCGGUAUGCCUGUUGUAUCACCUGAGAAGUACGAAGCGCUAUCCAAAGCCUUCGAAAACCAAGAUCCGGCCUCUCAUCUGCCGGCCACUUACACAAAAGACCAAAUCGAAGGUUACAAGCAGCAGCAGAAAGUCUAUUCCAAGCUCUUCCGCGAGAAGAAUAUGCAGUGGAAUGAGAUGAUGAUGUUCGGGCCUGGCGGGAGUAUCCAGAAUCUGCAUCCGUUAAGUCGAGGUCUUGUGCUCCCUCCGAAGAAUGACCUGAAUGCCGAAAUGACAGUCGAUUAUCGCGCCGCAACAAACGCAAUUGAUGUCGAUGUAAUGGUGGAAAUCAUCAAAUUCAUGCGCCGAUACAUGACGGAAAGCGAUUUAAAAGUUUGGGCCCCCGAGGAACUAAGUCCAGGUGUGGCAGUGACGAGCGACAAUGCUUUGAAAGAUUGGGCACGAGAUAUGAUUAACCCGAGCGUGUAUCACCCCGUGGGUACGGCGGCGAAGAUGCCCAGAGAGUGGGGAGGAGUGGUGGAUGAGGAGCUUGCGGUACAUGGGUUGAAGGACUUAACAAUUGUAGAUGCCUCAAUCAUGCCAACCCUGAUAGGGGCCACGACGAGCAUGACUGUAUAUGCUUGCGCUGAAAAGGCAGCAGACAUCAUUAAAGCAAAGACAGGAUGGUGA
Lindgomyces ingoldianus is the source of this 1788-nucleotide messenger RNA. RefSeq names its product alcohol oxidase. Gene Ontology annotation, biological process: secondary metabolite biosynthetic process. NCBI's taxonomy places the organism in Eukaryota, Fungi, Ascomycota, Dothideomycetes, Pleosporales, Lindgomycetaceae. The transcript is spliced from 8 exons. The record is from RefSeq and is a predicted model, not a curated record. Gene Ontology annotation, molecular function: oxidoreductase activity, acting on CH-OH group of donors; flavin adenine dinucleotide binding. The coding region runs from base 1 to 1788 and encodes 595 amino acids.